This is a messenger RNA of Brettanomyces nanus, 798 nucleotides long. RefSeq lists its product as uncharacterized. Gene Ontology annotation, biological process: cellular response to oxidative stress; protein N-linked glycosylation. Bases 1 to 798 code for a protein of 265 amino acids. The transcript is spliced from 2 exons. Gene Ontology annotation, cellular component: endoplasmic reticulum membrane. NCBI's taxonomy places the organism in Eukaryota, Fungi, Ascomycota, Pichiomycetes, Pichiales, Pichiaceae. The record is from RefSeq and is a predicted model, not a curated record.
AUGGACAACGAGCUUGGACUCAAGCGGUUGAAUCCGGGACAGCACUUUGCCGUUGCCAUAUGUCGGGAUAUAUCAUUGGUACUAAUACUAAAAAAUUGCCUUGUAUUCUGGUCCAAGUGGUACCAGAUGAUAACGGUGGGAUAUGAGAGGUCAAAUCUAACCGCCGCUUGGGCUACGGAGUUCUUUCUUGCCGGUAUAUGGUGCAUUGUUUCAGGGUUACUUUCCUAUUCCAUUCUGGAUGGCCUUAUGGCCAGGUGGAUGGUGAUGUAUACCGUUCAAGCGGCCAUUGUUCGAAUACUUAGCAUGUCUCUACUUAUUAUUGUUCUUGUUGAAUUACUCAAUUACCUGUUUAACACCAGUGACAAUGAGUUUUGUCUCCCAGCCUGGAUCAUCAUAAGCUGUGUGCUUACCUUCAUCUAUAUUCUUCAAAACUACAUUACUUCCAACCUUCGUCUCAACGAGAUUUUACUUAGAAAAGUCAAGGGGACGGAUGAUGAUGAUGAAGAUGAAGUAUACGUGCCUGCAAUUGUCAAUGCUGCAUCUAACAGUUCGAAUAAUACUCCUUCUACUUCUGUCAGACGAAGGAAUACUGACUCCGGUAGGCGUUCACGGCUUAAAGACGACGACGACGAGAGAUCAACGGAAAUACCCCGCAGAACUGUCGACCUAUACAACCUUACCGUAUUCGCUGUGGUACCUAUAGGCGUUGCCAGCUUUAUUACUAUGUGCGGAUUAGUUAGACUGGUGGUGAUCCUUCGACUUGAGGUCGGUCUGAAUAUCACCCAGCUACUUGAAUGA